Carya illinoinensis is the source of this 4850-nucleotide messenger RNA. Its product is annotated as TMV resistance protein N-like. The coding region runs from base 126 to 4787 and encodes 1553 amino acids. The transcript is spliced from 6 exons. Lineage: Eukaryota; Viridiplantae; Streptophyta; Magnoliopsida; Fagales; Juglandaceae. Gene Ontology annotation, molecular function: ADP binding; protein binding. The record is from RefSeq and is a predicted model, not a curated record. Gene Ontology annotation, biological process: signal transduction; defense response.
AUGAUUAAGUUGUAGUUUGGAUAGUGAGUUAAGUUACACAAAUUAAUUGGGGUCUUGCUUUUCCAUUGUCUAUCCUUCCCAAUCUAAACUGGAAGACGCUUAAUUAGCGAAGCCAAGUAUUGGAUAUGGCUUCCACCAGCAAUAUUCAAACAACCCCAUCAUCUCCUUCCUCUUUUUCCAAACCCCAAUGGAAAUAUGAUGUUUUCCUCAGUUUCAGAGGUGAAACCCGCGAUACAUUUACCAGCCAUCUAUGCAAUGAGUUGCGUGAUAAAUUGAUCUACACCUUUAUGGAUGAUGUGAGAUUGGAGAUCGGCAAACCCAUUAAGAAGGAACUCUUGGAUGCAAUCGAGGAGUCAAGAAUGGCGGUCAUCGUUAUUUCGAAAGAGUAUGCAUCAUCCACAUGGUGCUUAGAAGAACUUGCAAAGAUUCUUGAAUGCAAGAAAGAUAGAGAGAUGAAUGUUUUGCCCAUUUUCUAUCAUGUAGAUCCAAGUUAUGUGCGCAAACAGGAGGGCACCUUUAGAGAUGCCUUUGCUGAACACGAAAAAAAUCCAGAGAACAAAGACAAGGUGAAAACUUGGAGAAAUGCUUUGAAAGAAGUAGCCAAUCUUGCAGGAAUACAUUUGAAGAGCGGGGAUGAGUCUAAGUUUAUCAAAAGCAUUGUUAAAAGCAUAUCUAGUGAAUUGAGCAACACCCGCCCAAGUGUUCAUGUACUGGACAACCUUGUUGGGAUGGACUCUCGUGUUAAGGAAAUGUAUUUGCAUUUAGGUAUUGGAAUGGAUGAUGUUCGCUUUAUAGGGAUAUGCGGGAUGAGUGGAAUGGGAAAGACAACUCUUGCACGAGUUGUUUUUCAAAAGUUCAAUCAUCUAUUCCGAGCUAGAAGCUUUCUUGAAAAUGUUAGUUUGGUUUCUAAAAUAAAAGGUCUAGUUGUUUUGCAAGAAAAUAUCCUUUCUGAUAUGAAGUUGAAGGAUGAUCAAGAGAAAUGGGAUGUGCUGAAGGGAAUUGAUGUGAUAAGGAAUAGAUUACGUUACACAAAAGUUCUUAUUGUUCUUGAUGAUGUGGAUGAAAAGGAACAAUUAGAAAGAUUAGCUGGAAACUCUAAUUGGUUUGGACCAGGGAGUAGAAUCAUUGUGACCACUAAAGAUGAACAUUUGUUAACAAGACAUGGAGUGCAAAUUAUAUAUCGGAAUAAAGGACUACACCAAAAAGAGGCUUUACAGCUUUUUAGUCAGGAAGCCUUUUGUAACCCUGGUCAAUGUGAAGAUCCUCAAGACCUUUUGGAUCUAUGCAACGACUAUGUGAGUUAUGCCGACGGCCAUCCUUUAACUCUUAAAGUUUUGGGUUCCUCCCUAUUGGGAAAAAGAAAAGAUGUAUGGAAAAGUUCGCUGGAUAGAUUACAAGUACUUCCUAAUAGAGAUAUUCAAGAGAAACUCAAAAUAGGUUUUGAUGCAUUGGGGGAUACGGAGAAAAAAAUGUUUUUAGAUAUUGCAUGUUUCUUCAAUGGGGAAGACAAACAUCGAGUAGUAGAUUUAUUGGAAGGUACUUCUGAUUGCUUCCCAGCCGUUGAUAUAGACACUCUUGUUGACAAAUCUCUUCUCACUAUUUCGGGGAGAAAAUUGUGGAUGCAUAGUUUACUACAAAGAAUGGGUUGGGAAAUUGUUCGCUGUGAAUACCCUCAACAACCUGGAGAACGUAGUAGAUUAUGGCGUCAUGAUGAGAUCCUUGAAGUUCUACGGGAAAAUUCUGGAACAUAUAGAGUCCAAGGCAUAAUGUUAAGUACCUCGUCUCCACACCAAGAAGAAGUCUUGAAUCCUGAAGCCUUUUCCAAUAUGAAAAAACUUAGAUUAAUUAAAAUAUGUGAUGUGAACUUUCCACGGGGCCUCAAUUCUCUCUCUAAUGGGUUACGACUAAUGGAAUGGCAUGAAUAUCCUUUGGGGUCCAUACCAGAGAGUUUUCAACCAAGCAAUCUUGUUGAGCUCAUUAUGCAUCGCAGCAGCUUUCUGCAAUUACCAAUGGCUUUUCUUAAUUUAAACAAGUUGAAAGUCAUGGACUUUAGUGGCUCUGAAAACUUGUUGAUGACUCCUGACUUCUCUGGAUGCUCAAGUCUUCAAAGGUUAAUUUUUGAAGGUUGCACAAGAUUAUACGAAGUUCACCCAUCUAUUGCAGCUCUCAAUCAGCUUAUUCUAUUAAAUCUCAAAGAUUGCAAAUGUCUGCGUGGCCUUCCGCAUGAGAUCAACUUGGAAUCAUUGAAUAUUUUGAUCUUAUCGGGUUGUUCAAGAUUCGAUAAGUUUCCAGAGAUUGGGCAAAAUAUGAAGCAUUUGUUAGAGCUUUAUUUGGAUGGGACUGCCAUUGAGGAACUCCCAUUAUCAAUUCAACAUCUAAGCAGCCUGACAUUACUAAAUCUUAAAGGGUGCAAGAGGCUUUUGAUUUUUCCAAGUGUCAUUUGUUUUUUACCUGCUCUUAAAAUUCUUACUCUCUCUGGAUGUAAAGGUCAACCUCCUACCCCUGUUUUAUUUUCAAUUGGUGCACCCCUCACCUUGUCGUUGCCUAGCUUGUUUUCAGGGUUAACAUCUUUAGUAGCUCUCGAUCUAAGUGACUGCAAUCUUUUGGAUGGAGCACUCCCUGAUGAUCUUAGUGGCUUAUCCUCCUUGGAGUCUCUGAAUUUGAAAAGAAACAAUUUUACGUACUUGCCACAGAGCAUUUCUCAGCUUGCAAAGCUUAAAUUUCUUUAUUUGGAUAAUUGUAGCAGGCUUCAGUUAUUGCCAAAUCUUCCCUCAACUACACAAUUUGUAAUGGCUCGAGAAUGUACUUCACUCCAAAAUUAUUCCAAUCAAGUUGUAGUGUCGACUUCAGGUGGAGGAGAAUUCACUGUUAUGAACUGCCUUAGCUUGGCUGGUCGUGAAGAAGACAUUCUCAGUGAGGUUUCUUUGCUAGAUACACACUUUCAACCACUAUGGAUGGAGGAGCAAAUUCAUCAAAAUGAAGAAUAUCAUAGCAUUCCUCUGACUGCAAUUCCAAAGUGGUUCAAUCAAAAAGAUGGGUCAUCUAUAUCGAUCCCUUUACCAUACAAUCUCUCUAAAGAUGGUAGUUGGAGAGGAAUUGUGUUGCAUACAGUGCUAGGUACUAAUGUGCACGGUCCUAGAGAUAAAACUUUGGCUGAUGCCUUGAAUAAUGUUCACGAGUUGAUAUGUAGCUUGGACAUAGAUGGAGGUCUUGCAACUUGUUCCGUAGUCCUCCCUAAAUACCAAUGCAGCCAAGAUGAUUCAUUUGCACUUUACCUUUAUUUAUCGCAUGCAAGGUUUAGGAACCAACUAGACCAACGCAACUGCAUCACCGCUCGAUUUAAAUCCAAUAGCUUGCCCAGUGUUGUGAUCAAAUGUUGUGGCGCUCGUAUUCUCUAUGAGCAAGAUAUGACAGUGUUCGUACAAAUCUUAAGCCAGAAAAAUUUGGGAUGGAUUCCUCCAAUACUUCUAGAAUGGUCCCGCAUGAUUCCGAAAGUCACUCACGAUAAAUUCUAUGCAACUGACUCGCGGGAGUUUCAUCCCUCGACUAGGUAUAGUUUUUGUUUCCCUCUGAGUAAAGUUCAAGACUGGUUCACUCAUCAAAGCUGUGGGCACUCGGUGGCAGUUGACAUAUCCCCAAGAUUAUAUAGUACUAAUAGUAAUUGGAUGGGACUUGUUCUAUAUGCUUGUUUUUCAUUCUGCAGGGACUUAGAAAUCCUCGAAAAUGUUCAAUUUCGAAUGCAUACAUUAAGUGGCCGGGAUGAUUAUGUCCUUUCUUGCCACAUCAGUAUACAUGAAAUCAAGCAGUUUAUUUCUCAAGAUGGCUUCUGUUGGAUAGCCUACAUGCCAGGUGAGGAAUUGAUGCAAAACUUAGGUAUCCAACACCGUGGAGAUUAUAUGACAAUGUUGCCCCGGUGCAGCCACAUUGCAGCUUCAUUUGAGAGUGAUUGUCCUAUCAUUACAAUGGAGAAAUGUGGACUUCGUCUUUUGUACCAGCAUGAUCAAGCACAAUUCGAGCAAGAACUAAAACAUUGCAAUGACUUGCUUUCCAAGUACCGAGAUUCCACGGGUCCUUUCAUGGCCGACCUGGAAAGAAGAAAUGAAACAAGUACAGUACCUGAUGAUGAGGUAUGCCGACUAGGAGGAACUGUUCACUCUAAUAAGGACCUCCAAAUUGAAAUAUCGAUAAGGCCCAUUCUUUGUCAGGGAGAAACUAAUUACACUCGGGACAGAUCUCUUUAUGGGAACACCCAAAUAAAACAGAAUGGUGUAUAUGAUAGGUGUUAUCCUCCAAGCAAAAUUUUAGAGUGGUUCACCCAUCGGAGUGAAGACUCCCCUGUGACAAUCCCUCUACCUCCAAAUGAUCGUAAUUCUUGGAUUGGACUUGCUCUUUGUGCUUCUUUUUCAGUGCCAGGCCAUUUGAGUAACGUUGCUCUGGGAUCUCGACUUCCUUCCAACCUCAUUUGUCAUCUAGAAAUAGAUAUUGACACUACGGAAUAUUUCCAUAACUAUUGCCUCACUGAACAUAAUGAUCUCAAGUUGUUGUUAAAGCUUGGUGGAUUCAUCUGGCUGUCUUAUAUACCACGUCGGUUGUUUCCAGGUGUUUCGGAUGAAUGCAGUUGGAUUGAUGCAUCUAUCUCAACCGAUUGCUCAGGCAGCUUGAUAGUGCAGAAGUGUGGGUUCCGUCUUUUAUACAAUGAAGACGAGCUAAAUGAUCAGUUUCAGGAAAUAGAAAAGCAUUGCUGGGUCUCGUAUAAGAACAAGGAUGUUUGGCAAAAAUUACGUUGACCCCAAAGAACUCUGAGGAUGCAUUGACCCCAUCAAAGUAUCCAAUAAUAAAAUCUUUCAAUC